Molecule: messenger RNA, 537 nt
Organism: Coccinella septempunctata (seven-spotted ladybird)
Lineage: Eukaryota; Metazoa; Arthropoda; Insecta; Coleoptera; Coccinellidae
Product: heat shock factor-binding protein 1
Exons: 2
Coding region: 99-344 (81 amino acids)
Biological process (GO): cellular heat acclimation
Cellular component (GO): cytosol; nucleus
Molecular function (GO): transcription corepressor activity
Source: RefSeq, a predicted model, not a curated record
GAGACCCCCAGAAAAAUCAUUGCUUCAGAUUGAAGCCUAUCUUUCCAAGUUAUAAGAAAUUGGUAGAAUCUAUCCUAAUUGUUGUUUAAUAUACAAAAAUGGUUGAUGAUAAGGUAGAAAUGGCUAAUAAUAAUGAACAAUUUCUGGCAACAAAUGAUCCCAAAAAUGUGCAGGAACUGACCCAAUAUGUUCAAAGUUUACUUCAAACCAUACAAGACAAGUUCCAAAACAUGUCUGAUCAGAUUUUAACACGAAUCGAUGAGAUGGGAAAUAGAAUUGAUGACCUGGAAAAAAACAUAGGCGACCUAAUGACUCAAGCAGGAGUUGAAGGAACGGAAAAAUGAUUGUCGUGUACUGGUCAUGCUGUACAGUUUUAAUGAAGUUUAUCCUGUAUGUGUACAGCUGGUAAAAGAAACAAUCUAUUCCUAAAAUUGAUAUGUAUUAAUCAUUUCAUUUUUCCAUGGAAUUUUUUUAUUGUAAGCUAUUUGUGAUCAUUUACUCUCGAUUAUUUCAUAAUAAAAUGUUUGGUUCCUUAAA